AUGGCUGACGCUGCCGAGACCAAACCCGACCCCGCCACCACCACUACUGCCACAGAGGAGACCACCACAGCACCUGCUGUCGAGAAGACUGGCGAUGAGGAAAAGCCGGUGACGGAGAAGGUCACUGAUACUGCUUUUGGAGCAGCCUCCAAGGCCACUGAUAACGUUUUCUCCAUGUUCGGCGGCGGUCCUAAGAAGGAAAAGAAGGAGGAAGAGGACGUGGACGAGCCAUCAGGAUCAUCCAAGGCGAAGAAGGCUGAAGCUGAGGAAGACGACACUGAAGAAUCUCCAGAUGUCCACUUCGAGCCUGUCAUCCAUUUGACCGAGAAAGUUGAAACAAAGACAAAUGAGGAGCUGGAGGAGCAGGUUUUCAAGAUGCGCGCCAAGCUGUUCAAGUUUGAUCGCGAGUCGCGCGAGUGGAAGGAACGUGGUACUGGUGACGUCCGACUCUUGAAGCACAAGGAGAACAAGAAGACUCGCCUGGUCAUGCGUCGCGACAAGACUCUUAAGGUCUGCGCCAAUCAUUACAUCGUCCCUGAUAUGAAAUUGUCUCCAAACGUGGGCAGUGACCGCAGUUGGGUGUGGAAUGCAGCUGCCGAUGUUAGCGAAGGAGAGCCCGAAGCUCAGACCCUGGCUAUCCGUUUCGCCAAUAGCGAAAACGCCAACCUUUUCAAGGAUGCGUUCAUCACUGCCCAGGAAGAGAAUGAGAAGCUGUUUGUCAAGCGGACAGUGAAGCUGGUGACGGAGCAAGAAGUCAUCCAGGGAAAAGACUCCGGCGUUGAAGGCUUCCCUCUCCGCUCAUGGUCCAUUCAGAUCUUCCUGGUGAACGAGCAUGGCGAGCAGGUGCCAGCAACCCUCUUCGACAAAGUCGUCUACCGACUACAUCCCAGUUUCGGCGACCGAGCGAUUCAAACUCUCAAAAACCCGCCGUUCCGUAUCCAAGAAGAAGGAUGGGGUGAGUUCGAUAUGACAAUUGGUUUGUUUGCGGAUAAGGAGCAUCCGAUUACACAUGAUCUCCACUUUCAGCAGAACCGGUAUGAGUCGAAACAUGUUAUCACCUUCAAACAUCCCAAGCCAGCUCUUCUGGAAAAGUUGCGGGAAUCCGGUCCAGUUCCUGGUGAUGAGAACGGGACAAAGGCAAAACGCGGUGCAACAGGGGAAGAAAGCGCCAAGAAGAAGAAGAAAACUGAUAAGAGUGUCGACAUGGACAAACUAGCCGACGGACUCCAGAAGCUCAACGAAGAUGAUCUUCUGCAGGUAGUCCAAAUGGUGCACGAUAACAAAUCCGCCGAUUCAUAUACUGUGAACGACGUUGAGCAGGGCGAAUUCCAUGUCGACCUCUACACCCUCCCGGAUUCUCUUCUCAAGAUGCUAUGGGACUUUGUGCAGCAGCGAGGCGUCGUAUAA
Molecule: messenger RNA, 1407 nt
Organism: Talaromyces proteolyticus
Lineage: Eukaryota; Fungi; Ascomycota; Eurotiomycetes; Eurotiales; Trichocomaceae
Product: putative Ran-specific GTPase-activating protein 1
Exons: 11
Coding region: 1-1407 (468 amino acids)
Biological process (GO): regulation of DNA-templated transcription; nucleocytoplasmic transport
Cellular component (GO): cytoplasm; nuclear pore
Molecular function (GO): GTPase activator activity
Source: RefSeq, a predicted model, not a curated record